Molecule: messenger RNA, 6670 nt
Organism: Odocoileus virginianus texanus
Lineage: Eukaryota; Metazoa; Chordata; Mammalia; Artiodactyla; Cervidae
Source: RefSeq, a predicted model, not a curated record
AUGCUGUUGGCCAUGGCAUCUCAGGAUGCUCAGAACUUCUUCCAGCCUCUCUCUUCCUGGAUAUCUAGGGUUUAUGAAGCUCUCCAGCAAGCAGGAGAUACAUUAUCUGCUUCGCUGGUUAACUUCAGCAAACAAGACUCUAAAUUGAGUAAUAUGCUAGACCAGGACUUAAAUGAUAUUCAGAUUCUGGAAACUUGCUCUGAAGGUGAAGAAAAAGGCACUGAUCGAUGCCAAGAGAACACAGAUUCCUAGUUUCUCAAAGGGGAUCAUUUCUCCUGUUGUAAUAGUGAUUUGCAGGACUCUGGCCAAAGUUCAAGCCCCAGACUUAGCCAACAUGCAAAGGACUCUUGCUCCAUAAUGACCCUGUGGCCCAGUCAGACCCUUGAUGACCAGAAGCCACCACAUGUGCUUUUUUCUAUUGUUGAGGAAGAACAUCACCUUGAAAAGCAAAGGGGUAGCCUUCAACAUGGCUUUGACAGCCACCUCUCUGGUAUUUUAGAAAAUGUCAAUGGAAAAAAGCAAGUUAACAGCUUCGGAGAUGAUGAGGAGCUGUCCACAUCUUCUGACAGUGAUGAGGAGGUGAUCAAACAAUUUGAGAUUUCCGUGUCCCGGUCCCAGAGUUUCUGCUCGGGAACAUCUGAGAAAGGAAAGCAAACAGGAUUGGAGCAUAAACCCAAGCCCAGUCACCGUCUCUCCACCCACAAAGAAGACAGCCCAGAAGUGUCCACCUGCAAAGGUUUGGAUGGAGCCAGCCAACUGACUUAUUCUGAGAAUCUGUCUUAUGGUGAAGACGAUCCCAUCUCUGCCCAUUCACAGUCCCCUUGUGAGCUGGGGAACACCAGGCACCAUGGUGGAUCUCCUGGAGAAACCAGCGUGGUCCACAGCCUCAGCUGGCAGUCCACAGAGGGCAGCCUGGAGAUGGAGACAGCUUUUAAUAACCGGGGAUUCGAAGAUUCCUAUGCUACUGACAGCUCCUCUGUGUGGAGUCCAGAGGAACAGGAUGGGACCAAUUUUCAGGUGCCACCUGGGGUCCCGGAACCCAUCUCAAAAUGUGGUGACCUGGAUGUCAUCUUUGAAUAUAGAGCUGCCAGCCAGAAGCUCACAGUGACUAUUGUCAGAGCGCAGGGCCUCCCGGAUAAGGACCGAAGUGGAGUGAACUCCUGGCAAGUGCACGUUGUGCUGCUGCCCAGUAAGAAACAGAGGGGCAGGACAAGCAUACAGAGAGGGCCCAACCCCAUCUUCAAGGAGAAAGUCACCUUCACCAAGGUGGAGCCCAGAGAUGUGGCUGCCAGUGCGGUCCGCUUCCGCCUAUACGCUGCCCGCAAGAUGACCCGGGAGAGAAUGAUGGGUGAGAGGCUCUUCUAUCUCAGCCACCUGCACCAAGAUGGGGAAAUGAAAGUGACUCUUGUUCUGGAGCCAAGAAGUAAUAUCAGUAGUGGAGAGUCUCCGCUCAGCCCAUCUGCAGUGUCUCACAGUGAUAGCGCUUCAUCCACGCAGUCGCUGUCGCAUGGAGGGGCGCCAGAACUGUUGGUGGGGCUGUCAUACAAUGCCACAACAGGGCGAUUAUCCGUGGAGAUGAUCAAAGGCAGCCAUUUCCGAAACCUCGCUGUGAACAGAGCACCUGAUACAUACGGAAAGCUCUUUCUCUUCAAUUCUGUGGGUCAAGAGAUGUCUCGCUGCAAGACGUCGAUCCGACGUGGUCAGCCCAAUCCCGUCUAUAAGGAGACCUUUGUUUUCCAGGUGGCGCUCUUUCAGCUGUCUGAUGUCACACUGAUGAUUUCUGUGUAUAACAGGCGUACCAUGAAGCGUAAAGAGAUGAUUGGUUGGAUUGCUUUGGGUCAAAACAGCAGUGGAGAGGAGGAGCGAGACCACUGGGGGGAAAUGAAGGAGAACAAAGGGCAGCAGGUCUGCAGGUGGCACACACUGCUUGAAUCCUAGGUUUGGCAAGAGGUGUUUGUGGGCUGUACCCACCCUGGUGAUAUGUGUUUCGAUUACUGAUAACCAACUCAGUGCUUGCUGGCAGGCUUUUUACAGACAGGCUGUAAGAAGGAAUUGAAUUUUACUAACCCCUAAGACCUUGUGAGGGUGGGAGGAUCUUUGAGUUUCUCAAAGGUUUGAUUUAGAUUUAAAUACUAUAAUUAAAAAAAAAAGCCCAGAUGUGUGCUGUCGAGUAUACUUUAUGGGAAAUGUCAUCAUGGUUGAGAUGAAUGAUGAUAAGUUAAUUUGUGUUAGUAGGUUAUUGAGUUUUGGUUCAGGCUCUGGCAUGAAGCUUCUCUGGCUGCCUCUGCUCCUUGAGAUUUAACAGUAAGAGUGCUGUUAAAAGUUAACAAUUUGUAAACCACUUGUGUGUAGGAAUGAGAAUUUCCUUAAUAUGGUGCAAAACACUUCAAAAUACAGAAAUAAAUCUGACCCCGAGUCUCAUAAAAGAAUGUAGCUGUCAUCCAUAAUCCCCCAUUUCACAUUUUCCUCUUUAUUAAAAAAAAACUUCAUUUAUUUGACUAACAAAUAAAUGUUUUAAACUUGUACUUAUAAAGCAAAUUUAUAUGAAUUAAAUAGCUCUUUUUAUCUUAUAUAUUGUGGUUUCCUAUGAGAUUUGGUUAGGUGAACCAUUUUGAAUCUGUAAAAGAAUUAGAAAACUACUGUUACAAGCCAACUUGUCUCCUUUUGAGCAUGUGAGAUUUCAAAGUUAAAACUUUCAAGGUUUUUAUGCUGUUUUUCUUACCUGACAAAUUAUUAUAGAAUGAGAAGAAAACCAAAAAAACCUAUUUAAGUCAUGGGUGUAUUGAUUUUUCUGAAUCUAGUGAUCUCCUAGGUGAUACUUUUUCUAUAUUCAAUACAAUAUACUCACUCAUACAUAUAUUUUGAUUGUGCACUUGCAUGUAAACCAUAUUUUUAAUGCAAUAUUUUUGACCAUCAAAGCAUAGUGCAUUGUUACAAUAGGUCUUUAAUAAAUGUUGAUUUGAUUGAUACUUAGAAAUGAACAUGUUAUAACAUGAAUGAAGAAUAUUUUCAGUUUGUGAGGAAUGACGCUGAUUCUUCUUUGAACAUUUGAAGUGCCUAUAUUGUCAUUUUUCGUGGUAUUUGCAGCAACAUAUAUUAGUCACCACUUGCAUUCUGGUCACAUACCAUUUAGAACACUGAUCAUGUGUUUAUGAGCAUGAAAUUUUACUUCUGACUGACUUUUACAUUAUUGUGCAUUGCAUGUUUAUUUUCUUAGGUCUGAGCCCUUAAUUUCAAUUACUUUAAAUUGGCAGUCAUAAAAAAAGGGAAGGAAUGUGUGUACGUGUAACACUGAGCCCCACGUGCAGCUCUUCUGAGCAAUUGCUGUCACUUAUUUUUAGCUUUUAUGUUUCAUUGUUGACUUUUCACUGUCUGUGGGAAGAAUGAUAGCUAGUGAUGGAUGCAUACAGUUAAAAACACAUAACUCCUCCUCAGCUCUGCAUUCUGACAGAUUGUAAACGUAGGCUGUACCACUUGAAGCACAUAUUUAUUCCUUACAGCCGUAAUGGUUAUCCUGACAAGCCCAGACUAGGACACAGGAUAACUCGACUCCAAUUUCAAGCUUUGGAAAGAAGUGAUUUCCUAUGGAAGAAUCAGAAUUAGAAAAAUAAAUGAAUAUCUUACUUUCUUUUCAGGUCAUGGGAGUUCUGUACAUAAUGCUGCUCAGUUAUUGUGAAUAAGUAGUAAAACCAUGUUCCAUUGGGUUUUCCCCCUACCUUGCUUUGGAAGACCUCAGAGUGCUUUUCCAACAUCAUAUCCAUUAACUGCUGAGUGGUCUUUGCACUGUGGCUGUGUCAUUGAGUAGAACUGAGUGCAAUUGAUUAAGUAGUGGCACAAAGAAUUGGCUUUUCACAUCCCUUACUCUCUUUAUGCGCUUGUGCUUAAGGGGAAGCAGAGCAGCCUUGUUAUGCUUUCCUUUAUCCAGUGACAUAAAAGCAGCAUUCACUUUAAAAUUUACAUUUGAAAAAAAUCUGCAUGUAUUGUACAGACGGGCCUGGAUUUUUCCUCCUCAUAUUUUCCUGCUCUAUGUUUGCCUCAUCCUUAGUCUUGUGGUACCCAAUAAUCACCUAUACUUCAUUUUUCUGCUGCCUUGACACACCAUUUCUAAGGUUUUCUUCUGAUAUAGUGAAAUAUCCUUGUAUGCUUGAUCUUUUUUCUCAUAGUCUGCUUAUGGUAGAGUUUACAGAAAUUUUAAGAGGAGGGAUACCUGAAAAGCAUUUUUCACUUGUAUAAUUUUACUAUGUUGGUGCUAUUCACCAUGUAGGAUGCAUGUACAUCUUGAAUAUCCAGCCACAUUCACCCUAAAGCUUGUAUAAAUAUAAAAUGCUAAUGACAAGACACAUUUAAAAUAUGAGGCUGAAUUUUUUUACAUUGAUUUGAAAUUCUGGUUUAGUAAAAUCUUCAUUUUGUGUACUUAAAUUUGCUUGUUUUCUUGGCAGAGUCUAGACACAAUGCACUUAACGUGUUUUUUACUUGAGCUUUUAUAUCUACAUUUGCUUUUCAAAAGAGUUAUGAAAGAUAAUUCAUUGGCUCUGCCAUGUUAAAGCUGCUUUUACCUAUUUUAUCUAGCUAAUAAUUAAUAUCUCAUAGUGACAUAUGAAACUGAAGAAGCACUAGAAUUUGUUGUUUGCGUAGCUCUUUCUAUGAGAAUGCUUAUAAAAUAUUAUUUUGGAAGGUAAAUGAUGCAGGAGGUUUUUGGAAAUGUGAUUUACAGUGUGGCUUCUUUCAGGGCAUGAGUUAACACUGAAUUGGGAAGUGUUCAUUUUCCCAAUCACGGAGGUGGCUCUUGUGUUCCCUGCACCCCUUUGACUAUUGUUGAAUUUUUAAAUGGGCCAUUCACCAGGCAGCCGAGCACCUGCUCUCACUUCUCUCCUUCACUGGCUCCCAGUGUGAUGCACAGUUGUUUUAGACCCUCUUUUUGCUGCUGCUGUAUAACUGUGAAGGGGGAAGUCUUAUCUCUCUUCAUAGAAAAAGAGCUUGUACCAUCUUUGGAUGUAAUAGACUUGACAUUCCACCUGUACAAAGUUGCAGAAAGAAUCCUUGCCAUGAUGGGAGAUGAGAAGAGAAAAAGAAAGCAUGGUACUAUGUUGUUGCUCACUAUAGGCACUGUUCACUCUGCCUCAACUUUCAUGACAGUAACAGAUUGACCUCAAAUGUUGGUAUUCUCCAUGGUGCUACAGCCUGAAACACAGCCUCUGCCUUUGUAACAUGUAGCACUCACAAUAUUUAACAGAUUGUUAACACUUCUCAGUCACUAUGUUUUGCAUCCUGGUUGUACCACAUGGUCUUAUCUGACAACCAAAACUCUUUCCUUUCAAGUAAUGCAUUAUUUAAGUUGGAAUUCCCAUCAGGUUAAGUGAAAAUGCUUCUCUGAUAGCCAUUGAAUUGAUUAAAUUGAUGGCUUAGCAAGGACUGUGGAACUAAGGGUUUCUCCAAAGCCUGGUUAUCUGUUUGCAGCAGAGAGCUUAGUAUUCAAGACAUGAAGAUCAGAAAAGUGAAUAUGAAAGGAUUGUUUGUAGAUGACAUAAAACCAAAAGCAAGCAUCAUGUCCUUGAAUGAUGAAGAAAGAGAACUAGAAAUUACAUGUGGCCUCUCCUCUAACCUUUGCCUAAACUGUGGCUAAAGACCAUUCCAUUCUAUUUGAUCCACAGGGAAAACAAAUGAUAGAUAAUCCUGAAAUGGCCAAAGUAUUUUUAUUGUAUUAGAAAUUGUUCACUCCAGAAAGAAAAGCUAGGGAAAGUUAUAAAAAAAACAAAUGAUAUAGCAUGAGUAUGGAAGAAUUAAAGGAUAAAUAUGCUAGAUACCAUCAGCAUCUAUUGCAUAUAUGCAAGAAAAAUAAACUAAUAUAAAUGAAAAGCCAUUUUAGAUUAACUGUAAUUUUUCACAACUUGUGGAAUUCUAGAAAAGAGAGAUGGGGUGAAUGAAAUUGGUCUAAACAAUUCAGAGAAGUUGGCACAGGCUGUGGCCCUAGUCUGGUUUUAAAUAAACUCUGCCUACUGUGUGGCCUGAAGAAAAUUUCUUAGCCACACUGUGACCCUGCUUAUUCAACUGGAAGAUGGAAAUAAUACCUACCUCAAAAGGUCUUUUUUUUUUUGAUAGUGAAAUAACAAUAUAGAGAUGGGCAUAUAGUAACCAUUCAAUGUUCCCUUCUCACGAUCAUGCUUAAAAAUGCAUUUAAGAUUUGCUUCUCUUUCUAGUGAAAGUAAUAGUAAUGCUAGAUAAGCACUAAGAACAAUUUGAAGAUACUUUAAAAAGGGUAGGCAGGUGAAGCUAGUCUGGAAGGCAGCUAUGUUCACCACUAUACCAGUAACACUACACGAAGCUAGUCUGCAUUUGGGACAACCUCAACUGCAAUAAGCCUAGUGUGUGGAAGAAAUUAAGUCUUAAUAAAUCCCUAAAUGAUGUAUAAUGACCAAAUCCUGACCAAUUUAUAAUUGUAUAAUGACCAGUUUAUCCACUCUGGUGCUUGUAUGUACAUCUUAAACCACACUCAAGACCUCUCCUCACACCCAGCUCUUCUCUACUGCUCAUACGUGGACAGAGCACCUUGUUCCGAUCAAAGGAGUUGAUAAAGUGGCAACUUGAGUACCUAUUUCAGCUUUGAUCUGAAAAGUAAAAUAAAUAGUGUGGCACUAUAUUGGAGCCUGGUAGGCUACAGUCCAUGGGGUUG